This is a messenger RNA of Carassius carassius (crucian carp), 3655 nucleotides long. Its product is annotated as lysyl oxidase homolog 4-like. The record is from RefSeq and is a predicted model, not a curated record. The transcript has 14 exons. Gene Ontology annotation, biological process: peptidyl-lysine oxidation. Bases 92 to 2527 code for a protein of 811 amino acids. NCBI's taxonomy places the organism in Eukaryota, Metazoa, Chordata, Actinopteri, Cypriniformes, Cyprinidae. Gene Ontology annotation, cellular component: membrane. Gene Ontology annotation, molecular function: protein-lysine 6-oxidase activity; copper ion binding.
UUAAAAAUUACUGUUCAUUUCAAUUUGUAGUUCAUUUAGUAACGAGGGCCACUGUUGUUUUGUAUUUCAGAAGCCUCACCUGUGUUCAAUCAUGAUUCGGGGCAUCUGUCCCAUGUGUGUUCUUCUCUUUGCGCUCCUCUUUGUGUGCAUGAGCGCACGUCCUGACUCACCUGGCCGAUCACGGCGUGCUCCUGCUGCCAAAGUGCGACUGGCAGGUAGCAGCCAGAGAGAAAAUGAGGGACGAGUUGAAGUCCUGCACAACGGGACAUGGGGCACCGUAUGCGAUGACGAGGUCGACAUUAAACUCGCUGAUGUGGUUUGCAGGGAAUUGGGUUUCCAAAGUGGCUUAACAUGGGCACACAGUGCCAAGUAUGGAGAAGGAGAAGGCCCUAUCUGGAUGGAUAAUGUGAGGUGUGAAGGAACGGAGAAAACUCUGAAAGACUGCAAGUCGAACGGGUGGGGUGUUCAUGACUGCAAACACACUGAGGAUCUCGGGGUGGUCUGUAGUCCGGAGAGAAGGCUAGAUCAAGUGCAUCCUGGAGUCACCAUAAGAGGGCACACCAUUGCUCUCAGACCAAAUGCAGUCACCUCAAACCGUUGGCAGGACAUUUACUCCAGUUCAAGGACACCUGCACAUCUCCGACAAGGAAAUGGACAUUCCCAGGAUCAUACCAGUUGGGAUCAAUUCUCCAGACAGCAGUUUCAUAAUCCGUCUGCCAGUAGGGUAAGGAUCGAGGAAGUCCGUCUCAAGCCGAUCUUGAUGGUCACAAAGAAGCAUGCCCUUGUCACGGAGGGUGUGGUGGAAGUAAAGCAUGCUGGGAGAUGGAGACAGGUGUGUGAUAAAGGCUGGAGUCUGAACAGCAGCAGAGUUGUGUGUGGGAUGCUUGGCUUUCCUGAUGCGGAGCAGCCCAACAUGAACACCUACAAAAAAAUAUGGGAUAAGAAAGUCAAGGAUACAACAACCAGACUGAGUCAGAUGACCAAGAAGAAGGGAUUCUGGGUGGAGAAAGUACAUUGUCUGGGCACAGAGCCCAGCCUGGCGGAGUGCCAUGCCCAGCUGUCAAUCCCUCGGAGCCCCACCCCCUGUAAGAACGGACGCCAUGCAGUGGCCCGCUGUGUCCCGGGACCACAGUUUGCUCCUUUGUCCUCUGGCAGACCCCAAGCACCUCACCCUGCAGAGCUGUCAGUGCGUCUAAAGGCUGGACCACGCCUGGGAGAAGGAAGAGUCGAGGUUCUCCGUGAGGGGAAGUGGGGAACUGUGGUUGACCACCGGUGGGAACGGAUCUCAGCUAGUGUGGUCUGUAGAGAGCUGGGCUUUGGCUCUGCCAAAGAGGCUCUUACCGGAGCAUACAUGGGUCAAGGGACAGGGCCGAUCCACAUGAGUUCAGUGCAGUGCACUGGCACAGAGCGCUCUAUUUUGGAUUGUUAUUUCCAGGAAGUCCCUCCCUGGACAUUCAAACACAGCCAGGAUGCUUCUGUCAAAUGUUAUGUUCCUAAGACAGGCGUGGAGACUAUGGUGCGGUUGGCGGGGGGCAGGGAACCGGCCGAGGGUCGUGUGGAGGUGCUAAUGGAGGUGGGGGGCAGAAAGCGUUGGGGGACGAUUUGCAGUGAAAACUGGGGAAUAAAUGAAGCCAUGGUGGUAUGCAGGCAGCUGGGCUUUGGUUUUGCCGCACAUGCCCAUCAGGACACAUAUUACUGGCAAGGUGACCCAGCGGCAGAAGAAGUAUUGUUGAGUGGGACUCACUGUGUGGGAACUGAAAUGUCCAUCCAGCAGUGCCGCCAAAAUAGUUACAUCCACUGCCCUCGAGGAGGCGGAGCUAAAGCAGCGGGUGUCACCUGUUCUGAAACGGCACCUGAUCUGGUUUUGGAUGCACAGCUCGUGCAGGAGAGCGCUUAUCUGGAAGACAGGCCUCUGCACCUGCUCACCUGUGCGCAUGAGGAGAACUGUCUCUCCUCCUCUGCCAGUCGUAUGCAGUGGCCGUAUGGGCACCGCCGUCUUCUGCGUUUCUCCUCCCGUAUCAUGAACUUGGGUAGAGCUGACUUCCGUCCACGAGCCUCAAGAGAGUCCUGGACCUGGCACCAAUGCCACAGGCAUUAUCACAGCAUUGAAGUGUUCACACAUUAUGACCUCCUCACACUCAAUGGAAGCCGAGUGGCCGAAGGACACAAAGCCAGUUUCUGUCUGGAAGACACCUACUGCCCUGAUGGACUUCACAAACGCUUUUCAUGUUACAAUUACGGAGAUCAAGGCAUUUCGGUUGGUUGCUGGGACACUUACCGCCACGAUAUCGACUGCCAGUGGAUUGACAUCACUGAUGUCAGACCUGGAGACUACAUCAUUCAGGUUGAGGUAAAUCCGUCCCUGGACAUGGCUGAAUCAGAUUUUAUGAACAACGUCAUGCGUUGUCGAUGUAAAUAUGAUGGACACAGAGUGUUUAUGUAUGGCUGUCAUGCAGGUGAUGCCUACAGUGCUGAAUCUGAGGAUUUAUUUGAACAUCAGCGUCAGAUCAGCAAUAACUUCAUUUGAGCCUGUUAAAAAGAGGUGAGAGGAGAGGAUGUUAAUUAAUUGGUCCCGGAAAUGCGGAUAACAACCUGGGUGAAAGAAAAUAUUUUCUCAGCUGAUCUCAGAACAGUCUUCCAGUAGCACCACUGAGUGGACAAGAUACUGUAUGCUACAUCACUAAACCAUUUUUAAUAUGGAAUUUAGUUAUCUCUAGCAGAUGUUUGGAAAUCAAACAAAAUAAUAUCAUUUAGAGGGUUAGUUCACCCAAAUAUUUGAUUUGGUCAUGAUUUUUUUUCUUAGUAUUUUAUAUUUGACUUUUAGUUUUUGAAUAAAAUACUGGUCGUUCUUUUCCACCCUUAUGCAAUAAAUAUAGACUGGACCUUCAAAAAGUACACACAAAAUAUAUAGAUACAGAUUUGUGAACUAUAUUUAAGACACUGGAUAUCUGUAUUCCUCUCUUGAGUAUGGAUGUCAAUGAAUAAUAGCUUAAUUUUCAGUCUGUCUGUUCCUGACACACAUGGUUUUGUAUCAGAACACUUGGAAUAUAAUUUUGUGAUAUUUUUAUUGUGCACUAUUUGUUAUUUUGAAGUUUGAUAGUUUGUCCAGGUCCUUUUUACUUUCAUUUUACUGAAAAGAGUAGAUGGCAUAUUCCUUAGAAAUUCUCAUUUUUUGUUCCAUAGAAGAAAGUCAUGCGUUAUAGAGUGUCUCUUAAGGCCAAUUCACACUACACACCGACAGACACUGGCUAAUGGCAACAGACACACUGGUCAGGUUAUGACUAUUGAACAUGUUGAAUCUGCAUUUGUCAGGUCUUUGAAUGUCUGAGAAAUUACAUACUGGUCAUUUGUCGGCACUGGUCUGUGGUGCAGAUUGAAUUAGCCUUUAGUGGUCACUGUUUUACUAGUAGACUCUGUUUUCGGAUUAGUGCCCAGGGCUUUGGAAUGAAGUGGUGUGAUCCUUUUGCUGCUCCGCAAAACUCUCACUGGCUCGGUUAGUUUGACAUUCAAUGAAAACCUGUGCGGCAGAGGCCCUGGAUCAGAGCUGCAGGAGUUAGUAAAUAAAGACUGAAUCUGUAUUUUUGGGUGAACUUUUUCUUUAAUUAUCCACCCAGUAACUAGGACAUUUAUUUCAGAGACUAAUUAGCUGCAGUUG